This is a messenger RNA of Sebastes umbrosus (honeycomb rockfish), 5911 nucleotides long. RefSeq names its product toll-like receptor 7 (gene tlr7). Gene Ontology annotation, cellular component: plasma membrane. The record is from RefSeq and is a predicted model, not a curated record. Gene Ontology annotation, molecular function: pattern recognition receptor activity; protein binding. The transcript has 2 exons. NCBI's taxonomy places the organism in Eukaryota, Metazoa, Chordata, Actinopteri, Perciformes, Sebastidae. Bases 2025 to 5174 code for a protein of 1049 amino acids. Gene Ontology annotation, biological process: defense response to virus; positive regulation of interleukin-6 production; canonical NF-kappaB signal transduction.
GUAUUUUUAUUUAAUUUUGCAGUGGUACAUGCAAAUUUAUGAUCACUAAUACUCUUUUCAGUUGAUCUCUGAAGCAUUAAAAACAGAAUAACACAAUUAUUUUUUUUAGAUUAUACAAGUUUGCUCCUAAAAUUGCAUUAUUCAUACAGAAAAGUUACUUGACCCAUGUUUAGUUGUAUAACUAUGUUUAAUAAUUCAUAAUUUCACCAUAUACUCAAGCCUGAGUGGUGGUAAUGCUUUUUGCAUUAAUGAUGAUGAUGAUGGCCCAAUUCACUGACGGGGCGGGAGAGAGUGUUUGCAUAUGAGUGAGAGUAGCACAUGCACAUGUUGCUCAUGCGUUUGAGAGUCUACACACAGACUGUAUAUAACGAUGGACGACACAUCUCCACUUCCUCCCACUGUACAGAAGUGAGGCCAAAAUAUCCCGGAUACGGGAGCUGCUAUCUUGAGAUUUUGACGUCUUUGGAGACAUUGUCUGUAACCAUAUUUUUUCUAUAACUACAUCUAUGACAAAAUUGACACAUGUUCUGUUACACAGACUCAGACUUACAUCUCCUCUCUCGUACAAUUCCCGAGCCUCCGGCUGUGUGACUACUUCACUCAGAGCAGCUGUCAAUAACAGCUGUCAAUUAAGACGUCUCACACCCUUUUUAUAGCACCAAAUAACUAGUUAAAGUCAAACUUAUCAGAAAAAUUAACACUUGAACAUUCAUCAGCGUGAUAAGAACUACCUCAAAUGACCGAAACCAUCUUUGUCCCAAAAUGUGUCCCAUAUCCCAUCUGCAAACAAGGAGGGGGCAGGAUUUAUGACCUAUACUAAAGCCAGCCACCAGGGGGCGAUCCGGAUGUUUUGGCUUCACUUUUGGGGAGCUGUCAUGUCGUUCAUCUUUAUUUAAAGUCUAUGGUCUACACCCAUGCCAGCAGCUCUGUGAAGCUGUACUUUGAGCUACAUGCUAACGUCAUCCUAAUGCUAAAGUGCUGUUGUUUAGCAGGUUAUGUUUACCAAGUUCACUGUCUUAGUUCAGCUUGUUAGAGUGCUAAAAUUUGCUAAUUAGCCCAAAAGACAAAGAAGCCUACAGAUGAGGUUGUUGGAAAUGUAAUUUUGUUUUGCAGGUAUUUGGUCCUAAACAAAGUAUUGGACGAAUUCAAAUUUUGACCUGAUGAUGGCGCUAGAUGAAAAGUUACUGCGAUCAUCAAAGUUAUUAUAAUUCAUCCUCUGGGGACCUCAAAUGUCUGUACUCAUUUUCAGUGCAAUCCAUCCCAUAGCUGUUAAGUAAUUCCAGUUUGUACCAAAGUGGUGGACCGACAGACAGGCUGACGAUUAGAGCCCUAAAAACCCACUUUGUCAUCAUGCCUUUUUAUUAAAAGGGGUUGAUCAGGUGGAUGUUUUUUUUUUUCUAAGACUGCAGUGUCUAUUUCUGCUUUGGGUUUCUCAAAUAAAGGGACAAACACACACACGUGCUGUCUGGACAAAUCACGUAUGAGAGUGAAUGUCAUUCAGCCGCAAAGUAGCCAAAGCUAAAGGGAAAAUAUUCUGCCUGGUGCCAGAAUAGCAUGUAUACCAUGUAAGCUGAUAAACAUAAACCCCAGCAUAGGUUUCACUUUCCCCUGCAGACUAAUCAGAAAUGAAACAGCACUUUCCACCACUGAAUAACCCACAACUCAUCCAGCUGUGCUGUACCAACUGUACCAAGAGCAAGAGACUAUCAUUCCUUUAUCCUUCUAUUCUAAAGGAAACCUCUUCAUAGUAAUCUCUGCAUAAACGACAUGUUUGCAUCAUUAUAUAACAAACAUGAUCAGUCAACCGUUAUCAAACUCACAUUAUAAAAGAUGGAUGAUUUGGAUGUGUGUGGUUUGUGACAAUAGGGAAGUAAUGCUUUCUAAUUAUGGGCUAACCCAGCCACCUGUUACUUUCAUCUCACCUCCUUAGAGCUGAUCAUCAAUGUUACACUUCUGUCAGCACUCGAUCCAACUUGACAACACAACUCAUCGCAGGACCUCUUUUAAAAUCUCUCACGUGAACAAUGUUCUUCCACCUGAUGUGUGUGGCACUGCUGGGCCUGUCCAUGUCGUCAGCUAGCGUUUCUUACCCAAAAACUCUGCCAUGUGAUGUCAGCGAGACCAGCAACGGGAGCGCGGUGACGGUGGACUGCACUGAGAGAAGCCUCAAAGAUAUCCCCCGAGGCAUCCCCAGAGACACGACCAAUCUGACGCUCACCAUCAACCAUAUUCCUAAAUUCAACUCCACCUCCUUUCGCGGUCUGGAGAACCUGACUGAGAUUGACAUGAGGUGCAACUGUGUGCCAAUCAAAAUCGGGCCCAAAGACCGCAUGUGCACCAAGAGUGUGGUAAUAGAGGACAACACUUUUACCAGCUUGAGGAACCUGCGAGCACUGUAUCUUGAUGGCAACCAGCUCGAUAGUAUACCUAAGGGCCUCCCUCCGAACCUGAUCCUGCUGAGUCUGGAAGUGAAUCACAUUUAUAAAAUUUCCAAAGCAAACCUCUCUGAGAUUAGAAAUAUUGAGAUUCUUUACCUCAGUCAAAACUGUUAUUACCGUAACCCAUGCAAUGUUUCCUAUGAUAUAGAGGACGGUGCAUUUGCACAGCUUAACAAUUUAACAUUGCUAAGUCUUAAGUCAAAUAACUUAUCCUUUAUUCCACACCGACUACCCACAAGUCUGAAGGAGCUGUACCUCUACAACAACAACAUUCAAGAAGUCACUGACGAGGAUUUCAAAAACUUAAUUAACCUUGAGAUUUUAGAUAUUAGCGGAAACUGUCCUCGGUGCUACAACGCUCCGUUCCCAUGCGACCCGUGCCCAAAUAAUUCCCCGCUUAAAAUCAGCGCGAAGGCUUUUAAAAUGUUGACAAAACUAAAGACGCUGCGCCUGCACAGUAACUCUCUGACGUGCGUGCCGGCCGAGUGGUUCGCCAGCACAACAGAGCUGAGGGUGCUCGAUCUCUCGUCAAACUUUUUAGCGAGAGAGAUAGGAGUCACGCACUUCCCACAAUUCCUGGACAAACUGGAAGAGCUGGACCUUUCAUUUAACUAUGAGCUUCAGAGGUACCCUGAAUCGCUGAGGCUGAGCUGCAGUUUCUCCUCCCUAAAAUCCCUUCGAAUUCUCAGACUGAAGGGCUUUGUGUUUCAGCAGCUAAAGCCAGAGAGCAUUGCUCCUUUAAAACCUCUCACAAACUUGGAGGUUGUAGAUCUGGGUACAAACUUUAUUAAAAUGACAAACCUUAGUAUUCUGAUGGAAUUAAAAAGCUUUAAAAUAAUUAGUCUGUCUGACAACAAAAUAUCUUCCCCCUCCGACGGCCAAGAUGCCGUUGGUUACUCUGGGGGAGAGCCCUUGUACUGGUCUCCCAUGUCGGCUGCGGCUCAAAGUAAGGAAGUGAGAGAGAUUCAUUAUUUCAGAUAUGAUGAAUAUGCCCGCAGCUGCAAACACAAAGAUAAAGAACUGGGAACGGUUACGUCCUUUGUCAACAAGGACUGCAGUCAAUUCGGCAAAACUCUAGAUGUGAGCAGAAACAACAUAUUCUUCUUGCAUUCGAGAUUUUUAAAUCUCGGGGAGCUGAGGUGCCUCAAUCUGUCUGGUAAUGCAAUGAGCCAAAGUCUGAAUGGCUCCGAAUUCACCUAUCUGACUAAUUUACAAUACCUAGACUUCUCCUCGAAUCGCCUGGACCUGCUCUACUCCACUGCAUUUCAAGAGCUGAAAAGUCUGGUGAUCUUGGAUAUAAGCUACAACAACCACUACUUUGAGUCAGAGGGCUUGACGCACAUGCUUAACUUCACUAGACAUUUGAAAAAUCUCAAGGUUUUGCUCAUGAACCACAACAAGAUCUCUACGUCCACCAACACAGAGCUGGAGAGUCAAUCCCUAGAGAGGUUAGAGUUCAGAGACAACCGGUUAGAUAUGUUGUGGAGGGACGGGGACACCAGAUAUGUCAAUUAUUUCAAGAAUUUACUCAAUCUGACUGUCCUCGACAUCUCUCAUAACAACCUCAAUUUCAUUCCAAAGGAAGUGUUCAGCGGUCUGCCGGACAAACUGUCUGAGCUCUACAUCAAAAACAACAAACUAAAGGAUCAAACCUUUGAUUGGGAGAAACUACAACUUCUACGUUCUUUGCAAGUCUUAGAUCUCAGUGGAAACAGUUUAACUACUGUUCCACCUAUGCUGUCAAUCUGUACCAAAUCUCUUAAGAAGCUCCUUUUACAUAAAAACCAAAUCCUAAAACUCACUCCAGAUUUCCUCAAGGAUGCCUACAACUUAAAAUAUCUGGAUCUUAGUUAUAAUCACAUACAGCACAUUGAGAAAUCUAGCUUCCCGGAUGACGUUGUCAAUCAGAUGGACAUGCUGCUUCUGCACAAAAACAGGUUUGUGUGUUCUUGCAACGCCACUUGGUUUAUCACAUGGCUCAACAGGACCACAGUGACCAUCCCCAGACUGGCCACGGAUGUUACUUGCGCCAGCCCAGGGGCGCAAAGAGGUCACCCUGUGAUCUCAGUGGACCUGCUGGCCUGCCAGCACAGCUACCUGUCAAUCAUCCUCUACACCCUCAUGACUUCCCUCGUGCUCAGCUUCCUCACCCUGUCAAUCUCCAGCCACCUCUUCCUGUGGGACGUCUGGUACAUCUACCACUUCUGCAGGGCAAAGCUCAAAGGUUACAGCCGCCUGCAUUCCCACAGCUCUGCCUAUGAUGCCUUUGUGAUAUACGACAAGGAGGACCCGGCAGUGACAGAGUGGGUGAUGAAGGAAAUGUGCACUCAUCUGGAGGAACACGGAGACCGUCCCUUGACGCUGUGCCUGGAGGAACGGGACUGGCUCCCAGGAUGUCCCCUGAUCGACAACCUCUCCCAGAGCAUCCACAACAGCAAGAGGACCGUGUUCAUUCUCACCAGCAAAUAUAUAAAAAGUGGCAACUUCAAGAUGGCUUUUUACUUGGCCCACCAAAGGCUGAUGGAUGAAAAAAAUGACGUUAUCAUACUGAUCUUCAUGGAAAAAGUGCCUUGCAAUUCAAAGUACCUGAGAUUAAGGAAGAGACUGUAUAAGCGGUCUGUGCUGGAGUGGCCGACGAACCCUCAAGCCCAGUUGUACUUCUGGUUCAGCCUGAGAAGUGUUCUAGCAACUGAAAGUCACAAACAAUACAACAAUCUAUUUAAAGAGACGCUGUAAAAACAAUAUACUGUCAUACUUUUAGUUCCUCCUUUAAUUUAAGGUUGCUCUGAAUGUACUUCUAUAUAUGAAUUACAAUGUGUGAACAACAACCCGCUAUUCAUCUUCAGGGAUACUGUUUGUCAUAUCUCACAGGUGUUUUAUUCUAUCAUUCCAAUUUUUCAUGACUUUGUCAAUCAAUGUAUUACUAUGACUUCAUAUCAUUGUUUUCUGUUUUAAUUCGUGCUUUUUAAGUAAUAAUUUAAAUUGCCAAUGUAUUGGGGUCCUUAUUUAAACUAUCACACACUAGCAGGGGGAUAUAGGGGAACUCUGUCAUCUUGACACAGAUGCAGCACACAGAUUUCAUCAUGUGUUCUACUUUCGUUUUACACAAUAUGCAAACUAACUGUAAAUUCCCGAAAAAAAUAUAAUCUUUUUCUUUUUCUUCAGAUGACAUUAAUUACACAACUUAUAAUGUUUUGAGAAUAAAUAAGUCAACAUUUUGCUAUGAUGGGUGUUUCUUACAGCAGUUUAUUCUUGGGGCCCUCGGGGACCCCAGUCAGUAGUCCUUGUAUGUUAAAUGUUGUUUUUGAAAGGCUAAACACCAACAAAUAUGAAUUAAAGCACAAUAUUUCAUUAGAUAAAAAACAUGUUUUGAAUUUUGUAAUUGAUUACAUCUAUCUUUUUUCUAUAAAUGUUGAUGUUUGGACUGGGACAAUUAGGCUACAGAGAUGAGGACUGAUGGCAGCAGUGGGAGC